AUGGCAGACACUACCGCAGCCAAGCCCGCCGCCAACGGCAACGGCAACACCGCCGCUACCAGUGCCGAAAAGAAGACCCACGACCGCCCCGCAGGCAACCCUGACGCCGUCGAGAUCGCCAAGCUGGCUGGAGGAAAGCCAGACCCCGCCGCCAACACCGCCGAGCUCGACAAGCUCGCAAAGGACAUCGACGCCGUUCAGAAGGAGCUCAACCAGGUUCGCUCGCUCCUCUCCGGCGCAGGCCCCUCCAAGGACUCGCCCGCAGGCAUUCGCCGCGCAGAGCUCCGUGGCGAGCUCGACCAGCUUCGCAACCAGCAGGCCGGCUCCAAGGGCGCACGUGGAAAGACGCUCGAGGACCUUCGCACCCUCCAAGACUCCAUCUCCAAGAAGAUCAAGGACCUCCAGCAUGCCAAGUCCAAGACCCCCUACAAGAGCACGGCAGACGUCGACUCCCGCAUCCAGCGCCUCGAACAGCUCGUCGAGUCCGGCUCCAUGAAGCUCGUCGAGGAGAAGAAGGCGCUCAGCGAGAUCUCCCAGCUCAAGAAGAACCGCAAGACCGUCGAAAACUUCGACCAGAUCCAGUCCCAGAUCGACGCCGACCGUACCAAGGUCGACCAGCUCAAGUCUACCCUCGACAGCCCCGAGGCAAAGGCGCUCAACAAGCGCUACGACGAGAUCAAGGCUGAGCUCGACGCCAUCCAGGCCGAACAGGACAAGCAGGCCGGCUCGCGCGGCAAGCUCCUCGACCAGCGCACCCAGCUCUCCGCAAAGCUCGACGCCCUCUACCAGUCGCGCCGCGACCGCCAGGCCGCCUUCCGCGCCGCCAACGACACCUUCUACGCGAAGCUCAACCAGGAGCGCGAACGACGCAUCCAGAAGCAGCGCGACGAGCGCGCCGCCCACGAGGCCGAGAAGCGCAAGGAGCACGAGCAGCAGCUCCGCGAGGACGCCGCCCUCCCCGCUUUCUCCAAGGAGAUCGAGGACUGCGACGUGCUCAUCAACUACUUCUCCAAGGGCUCCUCCUCCGCCGCCGAAGACGCCAAGAAGGACGACGCCGCCAGCAACGCCGCCAAGGCCAUCGGCGGCAAGGCGCUCAACCUGCGCCAGGUCAACCAGGACUCCAUGGUGCCCAAGGGUGCCGUGCUGCGUCAGAAGAACGAGGACGAGGAGACCUACUUUGCCGGCAACUCGGCCAAGGCGCGCAAGCCCAAAGGAAGGAGCAAGCGCGGCACUCCGCUCGACCUCGCCGACGAGAACAACUCGGCAGGCGCGCCUGCUGCCGGCGGCGACAAGCUCAACGUGCCGCUCGGCACGCUCUCGGCGCUCCUGGCGCUCUCCAUCCCUCCACCCGCCAACGCCGCCGACGUUGGCCGCGUCGUCGAGAACCUCAAGCUCAAGAAGCAGUACUUUGUCUCGAACCAGGCCCGCGUCACGCGCGAAAACAUCGAAAAGGUCGAAAAGAUGCUCGCCAAGAGCAGCAUCAAGGACGACGACGACGCCGUCGCCCCCGCAGCACCAGCACCAUCCGCCGAGGCCGGGCAGGUCAGCGCCUAA
Moesziomyces aphidis is the source of this 1554-nucleotide messenger RNA. The record is from the annotation of a GenBank genome assembly. NCBI's taxonomy places the organism in Eukaryota, Fungi, Basidiomycota, Ustilaginomycetes, Ustilaginales, Ustilaginaceae.